Sparassis crispa is the source of this 1767-nucleotide messenger RNA. RefSeq names its product Uracil permease. Gene Ontology annotation, cellular component: plasma membrane. Gene Ontology annotation, biological process: nucleobase transport; transmembrane transport. Lineage: Eukaryota; Fungi; Basidiomycota; Agaricomycetes; Polyporales; Sparassidaceae. The record is from RefSeq and is a predicted model, not a curated record. The coding region runs from base 1 to 1767 and encodes 588 amino acids. The transcript is spliced from 5 exons. Gene Ontology annotation, molecular function: nucleobase transmembrane transporter activity.
AUGGUAGCCAACAAGUUCAAUCGUGUGCUCGCCCAUCCCAUCCGCAGCUGGGCGGGCCGGCUUCAUACGGCUUUCACCUCGAAGGAGGAGUUCCUCAAGUACGUGCACACCGAGGGGAACGCGCACGCUGUCCAUUCGUGGACAAACGAGGAUCUCAAGCCGUCCCCGCCGCACAUGGUUAACUGGCAUUGGUGGAACUUUUGCAUCUUCUGGUUUGGCAUGGGCUUCGGGAACUGGACGCUCGGGUCGAGCAUCGUCGGCGUGGGCCUGUCGUGGUGGCAGGCGACGAUAGUCGUCUGGAUCGCCGCGUUUGUGUCUGGCGCGUGCAUGGCACUCAACUCCCGCGCGGCCGCGAGCUUCCACGUUGGAUAUCCCGUCCUCCUUCGCACCUGCUUCGGGAUGUAUGGCCACUACUGGCCCGUGCUCGCGCGUGGCGUUUGCGCGAUGCUUUGGGUUUCUGUGCUCAACUACCAGGGUGGCGCGUUCAUCUCGACGAUGCUCCACUGCAUUGUCGGGAACCGGUGGAAUAAUCUCGGCGUGCAGUUCCCCUCCUCGGUAGGGACGACAAUUCAGCGCUUCCUCGGGUUCCUCAUCUUCUGGGCUAUUGAAUUGCCGUUCUGCUCUCUGCGCCCAUACCGCCUCAAGUGGCUAUAUGCCUUCAAGGCGUGGACGCUCCCGCCUUCCGUUUUCGCCCUUCUCAUUUACUGCCUCGUGCAGAGCAAGGGCAAGCUCGCGUCCACCACUGCGCUGGCUGGUACGGCGGCGCUUCCCAAGGGCUCGACGCUUGCGUGGUUGUUUGUGAACUCGGUGAACUCGGCUAUGGGCAACUGGUCGACGUUCAUCGCGAACAUGCCCGACUUCUCGCGAUACGCAACGAACCCCAGGGCGACGAUGUGGACGCACAUCCUCUUUGUUCCCUUCCCCGCUGCACUCGGUGGCAUGAUCGGUAUCUUCGGAACGUCCGCGCUGCAGAAGGCGUGGGGCGUGACGCUCUGGAACCAGUGGGACGUCUUCGACGCGAUGCUCGAGCAUUCGUGGAAUGGGAAGACGCGCUUCGGCGUGUUCCUCCUCGCGUUCUGCGCUGCGCUGUUCAACUUUGGCGCGAUCCUCGGUGCGAACCUGCUCCCAUUUGCGAGCGACAUCACCGCGCUCGUCCCGACGUUCUUCAACCUCUCCCGCGGGAUGUGGUUCUGCUGCCUCAUCUCGCUCGCGCUUGUGCCGUGGAAAAUCCUCGCGUCUGCCAAUGGGUUCCUCGCGUUCCUCGGUGGGUACGGCAUAUUCAUGGGCCCCACCGCCGCGAUCAUGAUUACGGACUACUGGCUCGUGCGCCGCGGGAACAUCGAUAUCAAGGCCGCGUACACCUCCGCGCGCGGUGCACCGUACAUGUACUGGCACGGCGUUAACCUGAACGCGGCGUUCGCGUACUUGUGUGGGAUGACCAUACCAUUCGUCGGCUUCGUCGGCACGUUUGGUGUGAAGGUCCCGUAUGGCGCGAAGCGCUGCGAUGACUUGGGGUGGUAUAUCAGCUUUGUGGUUGCCGGCGUUGUGUACGUCGUGCUAUGUCGUCUGUGCCCGCUGAAAAAUGUGGACCCCGAUAUGCCUUGGGAGCAGCGCGCGCGGGAGUUCGCGGUAGAGCGCGAGGCCGAGGCCGAGGCGGUCGAGGGUGUGGAGGAGGACACGCGCAGUGUCAGGAAGAGCGAGGAGAAGGCGGACGUGGAGAAGGCGUCGUACGUUGUGUCGUAUGAGCUGACUACUACUGAAACUUGA